This is a messenger RNA of Contarinia nasturtii (swede midge), 790 nucleotides long. RefSeq lists its product as uncharacterized. The coding region runs from base 89 to 436 and encodes 115 amino acids. The transcript has 2 exons. The record is from RefSeq and is a predicted model, not a curated record. NCBI's taxonomy places the organism in Eukaryota, Metazoa, Arthropoda, Insecta, Diptera, Cecidomyiidae.
AGUCACAUUUCUGUACUCCAAACAGUACUACAAACAGUUCAACACAGAUCAUCUUAUACAAGAUAAAAAAAUACUUAAAAUAAUCAAAAUGUUCAAGUUGUUGGUGUUGUCUGUUCUCGUUGCCGUUGCCGCUGCUGCUCCAAGUGGUAUCCAUGGAUAUGCUGCUUUACCAUUGGCCUAUGAAUCCUAUCCAGAAUAUCAUGUGUCGAAAAUUGUGGAACAUGUGCCAACCGCUGUGAGCCACCAAAGCCGCGUUGACUACCACUCAAAACCAGUCAUCACCCCAAUCAUUGCUCCAGUAACAAAGGUCAUUCCACAACCAGCCUAUGCUGUGCACAGCGCUCCACUCGUACAUAGUGCUCCACUUGCAUACAGUGCUCCAAUCUACCAUGGAGCCGCUUACGGAUAUGGUUAUGAUGCACAUGCAUGGAAAUAAAUCCACUUCCCCUCAACUGAUCCAGCAGUCAAUUUAUCGAAAUUAUUAAGCACUCAAUAGUUCGUGUUUUGAACACCACCGUUUUUGCCACAAUCAACUCUAAAAUAGUUACACAUUUUCAGCUGAUAUGGAAAAUCGAUUCUACACAACAAAUUCACAUCUUCACUAAUUGACUGUGACCCGAUUUUCCAUCCAAUCACUCAAUACACAAAAGAAACACAACCUAUUUUUUAUGUACCACCGGAAAACUAUUUAAUUUAUACACAGUAAACGGCAACUGCAUUAUCUAUUGUUCUUAAGUUGAAAGAUUAGAUAGUGUGCAUUGAAUGAAAAUAAUUUAAUAAAGAAAAAAAA